AUGAUUGAUAAUCUUUCUGACCCUCGUUCAUCCUCAACUAGUCCCAUAAGAACCAUAUCAGAUGAUCUGAUUCAUAAUCCGAAAAGAUUGAGAAAUAUUAAAUUGCAAGUGGGGACUUUGAACAAUUUUCUAAUAUCUAACUUUUCAAAAACCAUCAUAUCAAAAUAUGGGAUUUUAUUAAUAGACCCAUUAAAUAUGGACAUGAGUCAUAUCCAUCUCACCGCAGCACACCAUACGAAAAUAACUACAUUUUUUGUUACAAUGUUAAAGAGAACAAGAUCUUCCAGAUUACAAUUUAAAAAAAUAUGUUGUAUUGUAUUGAAAUUCUUAGAUUGUUGUACCAAAGAGGCAAACUAUAUGAAAUUUUUAAAAUAUAAUUUACAAAAAUUAAUAGUUGCAUCAUUUGUCCUAAGUGUUCCCAACGUUGAAGGGGAUGAAGCCACAAGGAUACAAAGAAGAGAAGCAUGUUAUGAUUUAUUUGCAAGAAUGACUGGAUUAUCUAAAAUGGAUAUCAUAAAUUGUUGUUCCAUAGUUCGAUCUAUAAUAAUCCGGCGGAGCAGACAACAAAUGAAAGCAACGAACUCAUCUUUUCACAUGAACCAACACAUACUUAAUUCAUUUUCAAGGGAUUCACCUACUCGUGACAUGUUUCAUAAUGAAGUAAGUCCAUUUCCUCAUCAUCAUGAACCACAAAUGUCUGAUCCACCCGCACAUAUAAAUCCUAGACAAUUGAGCUCAUCAUCGUCGUCGUCGUCUGUGUCAUAUAUUAAUAGUGCUUGUGGAUCUGAAGAAGGAAAUGAUGAUGAAACUUACGGAAGUAAUGGAUAUAUCCUAUCCGCAGAGUUGGAACAGUUCAAUCUCACAGGGAAGACACUCGUGUAUGAAAAUUUCCGGAUCAUAUAG
Molecule: messenger RNA, 903 nt
Organism: Naumovozyma dairenensis CBS 421
Lineage: Eukaryota; Fungi; Ascomycota; Saccharomycetes; Saccharomycetales; Saccharomycetaceae
Exons: 1
Coding region: 1-903 (300 amino acids)
Source: RefSeq, a predicted model, not a curated record